Solanum tuberosum (potato) is the source of this 999-nucleotide messenger RNA. RefSeq lists its product as uncharacterized. NCBI's taxonomy places the organism in Eukaryota, Viridiplantae, Streptophyta, Magnoliopsida, Solanales, Solanaceae. Bases 146 to 904 code for a protein of 252 amino acids. The record is from RefSeq and is a predicted model, not a curated record. The transcript is spliced from 2 exons.
UUUAACAACGUAACAAGGAAGAGAAUAGAGAGAUUAAGGAGGUGAUCAUUAAACAAGGCAGCCUGCAACACGAUUGGAUUAAUUAGCUUCUUAAUUACAUUUUUGUGUUGUUUGCUCAUUGAAACGCUAAUUAAUAAUACUUAGAAUGGCAUGGUCCCCAAAAUAUGCUGCCAAUGCAUAUCUUGACACCCUCAAAUUGUGUGGCAAACACAAGCAGAUGUGCAAUUCAUGUACUGGAACACAAGAACCAGAGUGCAAUGAAUUCCUAUCAGCAUUAGCAGCUGGAAUGAGCGCGAAGCUAAUAGUGGAAGUCACAACAGAAGGCUCACCCUCAACCGUAGCCUUAGCAGCCGCAGCUCGUCAAACAGGGGGUAAAUUAGUCUGCAUUAUACCCGAACCAAUACUCGACAAAACACAAAAAGUAAUUCAAGAAACAGGGCUAAACGACAUGGUAGAAUUCAAAACAGGGGACCCUGUUGAAAUCUUACACAACUACGAGAACAUCGAUUUCUCAUUAGUAGAUCGCAAGACAAAUGAUUACGAGAUUUUGAUGGAGAAACUUGACGUUAAUCCAAGAAGAUCAGUCGUCGUUACGAAUAAUGUACAAGGGAGAAAAGGGAUAGGAGGAGGACAUUUGAAGAAAGUGGAGAAUAAAGUAAAGGUAAGAUCACUACAACAUCCAAUUGGUAAAGGAUUAGAAGUUACAAUGAUUGGUAAAAGCACAGAGUUUGGGAAAAAGGAAAAUAGGAGCAAAUCAGGAUGUUAUUCUCAUUUAAUUAGAGGUGGAGAGAAAAAAAAUGGACAUGUAGUGAAAAAGGGUGAUAAGAGCAAAUGGGUUUUUGUUGUUGAUGAAAAAAGUGGUGAAGAACAUAUUUAUAGGAUGCCAAAAUCAUCUGGAUCUUAAUGAAAAAGCCAUGAUUUUCCAAGUGAACUGAAGAAAAAUGUGAAGGCACUUGUAAAAUGAUUUUUUUUUUUUUUUUUUUUAAUUUUUAUGUUAUA